Messenger RNA from Acanthoscelides obtectus, 1734 nucleotides. Lineage: Eukaryota; Metazoa; Arthropoda; Insecta; Coleoptera; Chrysomelidae. The record is from the annotation of a GenBank genome assembly.
CGUGUUGCCAUUGAAUAGCAUGGAAUUAAACCUUCUUCAGUGUAUAUGUUUUGUGUUCAGCUCGGUGUAGUGUUCUGUGGUACAUGUAUGUGUUUCAUGGAUUGCUUUUUGUUUUGGAAUAAAAGUUUAUAUGCAUCGCUAGGACUUGGUAUAUUUUCAGUUUAUUUUUGUUAGAUAUUAUCCGGUCACAUGAAAAUUGAUAUGGAGUAUAUGGACGAUAGCACAGUAUGUGACUCAGUUUCAUCAUUAGUAGAAGGAUGCAGGCUUCCUGUUCAUAUGACUGGGACAAACGAUUGGCCUCUUGCAGAAAUAAUCAGUAUCAAAGAUGUCCAAGGAUCGAAAUGUUACUAUGUGCAUUAUGUUGAUUUUAACAAAAGACUGGAUGAAUGGGUGACGGAGGAAUCAUUAGAUACGAGGAAGGUGCAUUUUCCGCGGAAAGAUGUCGGGACAGGUACAGGUGUAUCGACACCGAAGAAGAUCUCGAUUGGUGGCGGUGGGAGUGUUCCGCCACCUCCGAUGGCUGUUAUAUCCAGACCGUCUAGCCCGGUAAACAAUUCUGAACUGCUGAAUGGAAAUGCUGUCCUAGCAGCUGCUCUGCAAAAGAAGAUGAAUAGGAAACGGAAAGGUCCAUCGCUAGAUAAUGAGGACUCUCAAGAUGGACCUGUUCCUUUGGUGCCUGCAAUGCCAGGCCCCAGACAAAGUGGCAGUAUGGUCUCACACCACGAUGAUAUUGUUACACGGAUGAAAAACGUAGAGAUGAUAGAAUUAGGACGGCAUCGACUUAAGCCUUGGUAUUUUGCCCCAUAUCCUCAGGAAAUGGUGAAUCUACCGUGCAUCUACAUUUGCGAAUUCUGCUUGAAAUACCGCAAAAGCAGAAAAUGCCUGGAGCGCCAUCUAGUCAAGUGUAAUCUAAGGCAUCCGCCGGGCAACGAAAUAUACCGAAAGGAGAACAUCUCUUUCUUCGAAAUAGACGGCAGGAAAAACAAGGUGUACGCGCAGAACCUGUGUCUUCUGGCCAAGUUGUUUCUCGAUCAUAAAACUCUCUAUUACGACACCGAUCCGUUCUUAUUUUACGUAAUGACAGUAUUUGAUAAUCGAGGGUUCCAUAUAGUAGGAUAUUUUUCAAAAGAAAAGGAAUCAACAGAAGAUUACAACGUGGCGUGUAUACUGACAAUGCCACCCUAUCAGAGAAAAGGAUACGGGAAACUCCUUAUUGAAUUUAGCUAUGAAUUAUCAAAAUUCGAGGGAAAAACAGGCUCGCCGGAAAAACCUCUGUCAGACUUGGGGCUGCUGUCAUAUAGGAGUUAUUGGGCACAAACAAUAUUGGAAAUUUUGAUGUCUAUGAAACCUGUAGGUGAAAACGAGAAACCACAAAUAACAAUAAACGAAAUCUGCGAGCUGACCAGUAUAAAAAAAGAAGAUGUGAUAUCUACCCUGCAAAAUCUAAAUCUCAUAAACUAUUAUAAGGGACAGUAUAUAAUCACAUUGAGCAAAGAAAUUAUACAAAGUCAGUAUAAAGCAAUGGAGACGAGAAAAAUCAGAAUAGAUCCUAAAUGUUUACAUUGGACACCAAAGGAUUGGGGGAAAAGAUCAAAAUGAUGUCCUCAUUGAUUAAUAAUGCAGCUAAACAUCUUCUAUCUGGUUGGGUUCACAAAAAGUGCUUCUUCUUCCAGUAUUAUUCUGUGUGGCAACAAAGGCUGGGGAAUGAGAACAUGUGGACCAUAAUAAUGUUAA